UUAAAUAAAAAAAAUUAAAUAAUUCAACUCCCUCUUUAAAUCUCAAAAUCAUCAUCAAUCGCCCUCCCUAGCAUUCACAAAUGCAGUCACUCCUUUUGCUUCUGCUCUUUCUUCUUCUCAUUAUACUCUCCAAGUUCCUACUCUCAUGCAUAUUCAUUCCAUGGAGAAUCCAAAACCACUUCAAAAGGCAAGGCAUAUCGGGCCCUGGUUACCGUCCGAUUUUCGGCAACACAGCCGAGAUCCGCCGUCUAUUUGCAGAAGCCCAAUCAAAGACAACUUCAUUCAAUCAUGAUAUCCUUCACAGAGUGGUUCCAUUUUAUUUCGUGUGGUCACGACUGUAUGGGAAUACGUUUCUCUACUGGUUUGGAUCCAGACCCAGAUUGGCCACAUUCGACCCGGAUCUCGUCAAGGAGGUUUUAAUGAAUUCGAGCGGGGUGUUUGGCAAGGUUGACUUCAACCCUUUGUCAAAGCUGCUCUUUGGAGAGGGACUUGUUGGGCUUGAUGGUGAUAAAUGGGCUCUUCAUAGAAGGAUCGUAAACCGGGCUUUUAGCGGGGAGCGAGUUAAGAGUUGGGUGCCAGACAUUGUAGCUAGUACUACAAAAAUGCUGGAUAAGUGGGAAGAAAUGAGAGGAGGAAGAGAGGAGAUGGAGAUAGAUGUGUUCAAAGAACUCCAUGAUCUCUUUGCGGACUUGAUUUCCAGAACAGCUUUUGGGAGUAGUUACGAAGAAGGAAAGCGAAUUUUCGCAUUACAAGAGCAGCAAAUGCACUUGUUCUCACAAGCUGCAAGAAAUAUAUACAUUCCAGGCUUCAGGUUUUUGCCUACAAAGAAGAACAGACAGAGGUGGAGAUUGGACAGGGAAACUCGUGAAUCGAUAUGGGCACUAAUCAAAACAAACAACAUAGUAGAAUCGAAUUCGAGGAAUCUACUUAGUCUCCUUAUGUCCGCUUAUAAGAAUCAGGAUGGUGUGGAGGAGACAUUGUCUAUAGAAGAAGUAAUAGACGAAUGCAAGACCUUUUAUUUUGCAGGAAAGGAAACAACUGCCAAUCUCAUGGUUUGGACACUAAUCCUCUUGGCAUUGAACCAAGAUUGGCAAAAUAAGGCACGAGAAGAAAUCGUUCGCGUUUGUGGAGAUCAAGGGAUUCCAGUAGCAGAGAAUUUAAAUGAUCUCAAGAUUGUGACCAUGAUACUGAACGAAACGCUUCGACUAUACCCACCAGCUAUCAUGUUGACUAGGCAAGCGUUAAGGAAUGUUAAGUUGGGGAAUCUUGACAUUCCUGCCAAAACGCAGUUGUUUUUGCCCUUGCCUGCUUUACAUCAUGACACUAACAUAUGGGGGGAAGAUGCGAACAAUUUCAAUCCGCGGAGAUUUUCAGAGCCUAGGAAACACAUGGCUUCAUUUUUCCCAUUCGGGUUAGGUCCUAAAAAUUGUGUUGGUCAAACACUAGCCAUGGCGAAGGCGAGAACUGUCUUGGCUAUGAUCAUCAAGGAGUAUUCGUUUGUGGUAUCACCUACUUAUGUUCAUUCCCCAAUGUUGUUUGUAAGCUUGCAGCCCCAAUAUGGAGCACAAAUCCUCUUUAGCAAGAUUGGGGAUUGAGGAUUGUGUUGCUGUGGUGUAAGGUUACUUUAUUCUUUGUAAUUCAUUAGGAAUGGACUAGCUGAUUGCUAUUUGGCA
Messenger RNA from Tripterygium wilfordii, 1673 nucleotides. RefSeq names its product cytochrome P450 734A1-like. Gene Ontology annotation, molecular function: monooxygenase activity; oxidoreductase activity, acting on paired donors, with incorporation or reduction of molecular oxygen; heme binding. Bases 81 to 1595 code for a protein of 504 amino acids. The transcript has 4 exons. NCBI's taxonomy places the organism in Eukaryota, Viridiplantae, Streptophyta, Magnoliopsida, Celastrales, Celastraceae. The record is from RefSeq and is a predicted model, not a curated record.